Messenger RNA from Chenopodium quinoa (quinoa), 1573 nucleotides. Its product is annotated as 2-alkenal reductase (NADP(+)-dependent)-like. The coding region runs from base 229 to 1263 and encodes 344 amino acids. Gene Ontology annotation, molecular function: 2-alkenal reductase [NAD(P)H] activity. NCBI's taxonomy places the organism in Eukaryota, Viridiplantae, Streptophyta, Magnoliopsida, Caryophyllales, Amaranthaceae. The record is from RefSeq and is a predicted model, not a curated record. The transcript is spliced from 5 exons.
CAUUACUACUUAAAUAAUCACAACUUCAACGUGAACAUGAACAGUCAACAACAGCAAUGAAAAGUAUGAAUACACCUCAAAAUCUCAAUCAUACACACCCACAUUCAACUUUCACACUUUUCGCUCUCCUAUAUAUUCAAUCUCCAUUUUCAACCCAAAUCAAGCCUUUUCUUUAUUACCCACUUUCAGAAACUUCUAGAAAGAAAAACAGAGCAAAACAGAGCAACAAUGGCGGAAGAAGUGAGCAACAAACAAGUAGUGUUAAAGGAUUACGUUGUUGGGUUUCCCAAAGAAUCAGACAUGGAGGUCAAAACUUCCAACAUUAACCUUAAACUUCCAGAAGAUUCUAAUGGAAUUCUUCUUAAGAAUCUCUACUUGUCUUGUGAUCCUUAUAUGAGGAGUCGUAUGACCAACCGUGAUCGUGCUUCUUAUGUCGAAUCUUUCUUACCUGGAUCGCCCAUCAUCGGAUAUGGAGUGUCAAAAGUACUGGAUUCUCGGCAUCCUAACUUCAAGGCAGGCGACCUUGUAUGGGGCUUUACUGGUUGGGAAGAAUAUAGUGUUGUUUCAUCACCUCAGCUUUCCUUUAAAAUCGAGCAUACAGAUGUUCCGCUUUCCUACUAUACUGGGAUUCUUGGAAUGCCUGGCAUUACAGCCUAUGCAGGCUUGUAUGAAAUUGGAUCUGCUAAGAAGGGAGAUCAUGUCUUUGUCUCCGCGGCAUCUGGUGCUGUUGGUCAAUUAGUUGGACAACUCGCAAAGUUAACUGGUUGCUAUGUUGUGGGAAGUGCUGGUAGCAAAGAGAAGGUUGAUUUAUUGAAAAACAAAUUUGGAUUUGAUGAAGCCUUCAAUUACAAAGAAGAGGAAGACUUGGAUGCAACCUUGAAACGGUACUUUCCGGAAGGCAUUGACAUUUAUUUUGAGAAUGUUGGAGGGAAGAUGCUUGACGCGGUUCUAUUGAACAUGAGACCUCAUGGCCGAAUCCCAGUCUGUGGGCUGAUCUCACAGUACAAUCUCCAACAGCCUGAGGGAGUCUACAAUUUAUCUAAUAUUAUAGCUAAACGCAUUCGUAUGGAAGGAUUUAUAGCUUUCGAUCAUUAUCAUCUCUACCCUAAAUACUUGGAAAUGAUCCUGCCAUACAUAAGGGAAGGCAAGGUUUCAUAUGUUGAAGAUGUUGCUGAAGGACUAGAGAAUGCUCCUUCUGCCUUGAUUGGGAUCUUCUCUGGCCGUAAUGUUGGGAAGCAACUCGUCGUUGUGGCUCGUGAGUAACGGUAAAUGAGCCAUGAGUAUGUCGUGUUAAGCAUGGUGGUGUCUAUGGAGUAGAAUUGGGUACUUUCUACUCUUGAAAGACGGUUGUUAUGGGUAUUUUAGAUGUGUACUUAGCUUAUUUAUGUACUUUUCCAUUUUGCAUUUCUGUUGUUACUUGAAUAAUUGUGUGUGUGUGUGUUUUGGUUUGACUUUGCAUGUCAUUGUACAUUUGUACAUCUUUAUUCCUUAACAAUAGUACAAAUGUAUAAAAUUCUUGGAAUACUUAGCGAGACAAAUCAAACAAUACCUUAAUAACCUAUGUUUUUUCUCA